Messenger RNA from Pipistrellus nathusii (Nathusius's pipistrelle), 456 nucleotides. The record is from the annotation of a GenBank genome assembly. Lineage: Eukaryota; Metazoa; Chordata; Mammalia; Chiroptera; Vespertilionidae.
AUGAGGCAAAGGCCCCGACUUGUUACGUUGUCAGGGUGCGGGCAGAGCUCUGAGGCGUCCUGUCUGCAUUCUAACCUGCCACAGAGGGGCUUCUCCUUCUCCGCGCUCUGGUUGGAGAAGGCACUGCUGCAGGCUCCUGGCGGGGUGUGCAGACAAGGCCCUGGCCAGUGGGGAAACUGCGUCCUGAGCAAAUCACUGAGAGGCCCUCACCGCCAUGGAGCUGAGGCACCACCGGCAAGAGGAAAGUCCAGGCCGGGGGCAGCAGGAAGAGGGCCAGACCUCAGGCACACCGUUCCCGCCGAGUAUGAAUUGCAAAGCACCCUCACGUCCUCAUUCCUUUCAUCACGCUGGCCUUCUAAUGAAGCACCGCACCAGACUCUGUGGUGGGGGUUAAAACCGGGCUGUGUGGCCGCUUUCUCCCCCCCUCUCCCCCGAGCAGGGCAGGUGGCAUUGUAG